Messenger RNA from Anneissia japonica, 482 nucleotides. RefSeq lists its product as uncharacterized. The record is from RefSeq and is a predicted model, not a curated record. The annotation marks the transcript as partial. Lineage: Eukaryota; Metazoa; Echinodermata; Crinoidea; Comatulida; Comatulidae. The transcript has 2 exons.
UAAAAGUUGGAUAGCUUUGCAUAAGGUGGGAUGUUAGUUACAAGUCAGAUAGACUAAAGUUUCAGCAAUGGACUUGAAUGCUGCAUUAUUUGUGAGGAUACUCCUCUUUCAAUUCCCUGCGUUGGUCAUAGAAUGUGGUGUACUCGAUAUACUUUACUUUUCAAGAAUACCUACAAGUAGUAGAGAAGUAGAAGUAUUUGGAUACACCUUAAAAGAUGACGUAACUGAAGAUAUAACGCUAGAUAUACUGAACGACGACCGAGGCCUCAGGAACGUCACUUGGGCUGAUGCAGGCACAUACUUAUGUGAUACCGUAUUUUCAGGAGGAGGCAAAUGUACAAACCGCGUUCUCAAAAUUAAAGGAUAUGUUGUCUCUAAGCGUCUUGGCAUAAAAUUGCUUGAUUAUCCCACUGUGUUUUCAUUAGAAGCAAAGAAGAAUGGCACAAUGUCACGAACAGCAAUUGUCAUGAUGUCAUCUACUG